Medicago truncatula (barrel medic) is the source of this 4012-nucleotide messenger RNA. RefSeq names its product pentatricopeptide repeat-containing protein At3g21470. Gene Ontology annotation, biological process: RNA modification. The transcript has 3 exons. Gene Ontology annotation, molecular function: protein binding; RNA binding. Bases 1303 to 2910 code for a protein of 535 amino acids. The record is from RefSeq and is a predicted model, not a curated record. Lineage: Eukaryota; Viridiplantae; Streptophyta; Magnoliopsida; Fabales; Fabaceae.
ACAUGAGCAUUUCUAGCUCCUUUCUGCGCUUCAUAGAGAAGAUUGGAAAAAGGGUCCGUGAAAGCUCUCUCUCUCUCUCUCUGGUUUCUUUUCAUUCAGAAAUGGAGCUUUUCUCUUCUUUUUCUCUCUUCAAUCCUUCUCUUUUCACUAUUUCUCUUCAACCAAACACAGUGUAAAGAAAGAUUUUCUCCCAUUUUAUUGAUAAUGUUCUUGGCACAAUUGGUGUUCCAGAGACAGAACGCCGAAGAAAAAAAAGUGUACAAUAUAUGACACUCAAGUAAAGAGGUUCUUAUAUAGCUCCGAUAGCAUCAAAACGGAUGAUUUUUUUAUUGAUGUCAAAACCCAUAUUCAAAGAAAGCAAGGAUAUGAUGUUAACAUCGAACAUCAGUUUGCUAAUAUCUAUUCAGUGUUUUACCUUCUUUAAAAUUGCUUCUCCAACAUAGAGGAGCACUUAAGACUUUUCUUCCUCCCUUUUUUCCAUUUUAGACCGUAAAUUCACCAUUGAUAAAGUUAUUUUGUGUUAGAAACUCCAAAGUUGGAAGCUAAUUAAUAUUUUUUUUGGCUUAAUUGCAUGUUUGAUCCUUAUGCUUAUUUUAGUUUUUAAAUUGGUUUUUAUGUUUUAAAAGUUUUAAGUUAGUCUAAAAUGUUACUCACCGUAGAACACUAUUUUAAAGAGAAAAAAAACUGGUUAAACACGAAUUGGAUUAUAAGAGUAAAAUAAGAAGUCACAGGUUAUAGGUGCAAACUCUGAUGAUUCGGGUGCAAGGCUAAUGGUUCUUUUUGUUUGUUUGAGCUUAGCUCUUGUUUCUUGGUGUUAGUGUUUUCUGAUUCCAUGUAGUUUGUAAUAACUGUUUUGAUUAAUGAAAGAUAUCUCUAUUUACCAAAAAAAAAAAAACGAUACAAUUACAGUACCGUGUCUAUAGAAUAACGAAUUCAAACACUGACUUUGUUGUUCGUGGAUGAGCACGAGGGUGACCGGAAACAAAGCUUUUGGCGGCGGAGAUCGGACAUAAAUUCGUGGCAAAGGCAAAGGACGAGAGAGAUGAGAGUUUUACAGUGUGGCGCGACAAAGGAAGAGGGAGGUGGGCUGCCGUUAGGGUUUUCAUUGACUUACUGGGAUGUGGAUAGAAAUGAUCCGUAGAAAAUGAUCAUUAAAGUUGGUGCAAGGGCCCUUGUUAAGUUUUUCCACAACAGGCCAGAUAAUGCAUUCCAGGUUGCUCUAUGGAACAUCAUAUCAUAUUCUUUCUUGCAAAAAAUUGUUGCACUUGUGGCUUGUAUGAACAGAGGGUGACUAGUUAAAGCAUGCAACAAGUAAAAAAAAUUGGUGGAAUCACAAAAAGUUUCAACCCAUCAAAUUGGUCUCAUUCAAUAAGGAACAACAGUACUAACCAAGCAUCAUUGAAAAGGGCUCUUGUUUUGUAUAAACAAACUCGCCAUGACACAACACACGACCCCACCGUGAUCCCUCAAUUACUCAAAGCAUGCGAUUCUCACCCCUUCCUUCCUUACGUUAAAUCCUUACACGCAGAAUCCAUCAAAGCUGGUUCUGAUGUGGAUGUGUUCAUUGGAACCGCCAUUGUUGCAGCAUAUGCAAAAUGUGGCGUUGUUUGUGAUGCACGCAAGGUGUUUGAUUUUAUGCAUGAAAGAAAUGCUGUUACCUGGAAUGCAAUGAUUGGUGGCUAUUUGAGAAAUGGUGAUGCUAAAUCUGCGUUACUUGCGUUUGAAGAAAUGCCAGGGAAAACGAGGGUGAGUUGGAGUCAGAUGAUUGGUGGGUUUGCUAGGAAUGGUGAUACUUUAACUGCUAGGAAGUUUUUUGAUAAGGUUCCGUAUGAGUUGAAGGAUGUGGUGAUAUGGACUAUGAUGGUUGAUGGAUAUGCUAAGAAAGGGGAAAUGGAAGAUGCAAGAGAGGUUUUUGAGUUAAUGCCUGAAAGGAAUUAUUUUGUUUGGUCAUCUAUGGUUUGUGGGUACUGCAAGAAGGGUGAUGUUAUGGAGGCUGAGGCGAUUUUUCGACGGAUUCCGGUUCGGAAUUUGGAGAUUUGGAAUUCCAUGAUUGCUGGGUAUGUACAGAAUGGAUGUGGUGAGAAAGCAUUGGAGGCUUUUGGAGAAAUGGGAGUCGAUGGGUUUGAGCCGGAUGAGUUCACCGUUGUUAGUGUUUUAUCUGCUUGUGCUCAGCUUGGGGACUUGGAUGCUGGAAAACAGAUGCAUCACAUGAUAGAAUGUAAAGGAAUAGCUGUGAACCAGUUUGUUUUGAGUGGAUUGAUUGACAUGUAUGCAAAAUGUGGGGACUUGGUUAAUGCAAGGUUGGUAUUUGAAAGUUGUAAUGAGAGAAACGUUUUCUGCUGGAAUGCUAUGAUUGCGGGUUUUGCCGUCAAUGGACAAUGCAAUGAGGUUCUUGAGUAUUUGGAUAGGAUGGAGGAGUCCAAUAUAAGGCCUGAUGCUGUCACGUUUAUUACUGUACUCUCAGCUUGUGCUCAUGGAGGUCUGGUGAGCGAAGCAUUGGAAGUGAUAUCUAAAAUGGAGGAAUAUGGAAUUGAAAUGGGCAUCAGGCAUUAUGGAUGCAUGGUUGACCUCUUGGGAAGAGCAGGGAGGUUAAAAGAGGCAUAUGAGUUAAUAAAAAGAAUGCCAAUGAAACCUAAUGAAACAGUUUUGGGGGCAAUGAUCGGUGCUUGCUGGAUUCAUUCAGAUAUGAAAAUGGCAGAACAAGUAAUGAAGAUGAUCGGUGUAGACUCUGCUGCAUGUGUUAAUUCGCACAAUGUGCUUCUGUCAAAUAUCUACGCAGCUUCAGAAAAAUGGGAGAAAUCUGAAAUGAUAAGGAGUAGCAUGGUUGAUGGAGGAUCUGAAAAGAUACCAGGGUGUAGUUCAAUCAUCCUUAGUAACUCUGCUGUUGAUUCUCCAAGCAACGUGCCAUGACCAAUCGGUUGUUGCUGCCUCCAUUAAUAUUCCCAAAGUUCAUAAUCACAUAUGCUAUUUGAUCUGUGAUUUAGAUGAGCGCAAGGAGCUGUGCUGUGAAGCCACAUCUGAAGUGUUGAAAGCCAAUGAAGAUUGACACAGAUAACUCCAACAAAGAGUGGGACAAGGAACAAUUAAAUGUAGCCAAUGAGAUUAAAUAGAGUCCCAACCAAAAUCAAGGUCCAUUUGGAGAGAAAGGAAUCAAGGCAUGUUUCGGAUAAAAUCUAUUUUAGUUGAGAAUAUUACAGAGUAUUGGAAGGUGACAGACAAAUCAGAGUUGGUUGAAAUCUAAAGCACCGGGUUUUAAGUUUUCGUUGACGCGGUGGAUGUUAAACCCAUUAGCAUGUCUAGGCUUUGUUUCACAAGUUUUGGUCAAGCUAGUGUGUAUCUGAUAAAGGUGGAUAGGCUGAUGAAGGGUUAUAUGCAGAUAACACGUUUCCUGCUGUGGCGUGGUCUGGAAGAGCCGUUUCUGUUUUGGUGCCGGCUAAUUGGUCUGCAAAAACUACUGGUGGCUUGAAACUGUGCUGUGGCCUGAUGUAGUUACCUAUCAUGCUGUGGAAUCAUUUCUGCUAGUUUUGCAGACUGAGUUAAUGGAUCAGAUCUGCAAUAUUUUUAUGCAGUAGCUGUUUUUGUAUGACUGUAACAGAGGUUGAGUGGUCGGCCUUCUUGCACAGGCCGGGUUUUGUGGGGAUGGAAGCCGAGUUAAUGCAGCUGUGUUGGUAGUGAGUCACAAUAAUAUAGCCUGGGAGGCUUCAAGGAGUUAGUUAGCUAAAGGCUUAGUGGUUAUGAUCGGCUGUCAAAUAAAUCAAAGAAAUCUUCUAGUUUUGUUAUCAAAGUGUUACCUAGGCUGCAUAAUUGUUCAGAUGGGAAAGCUAUUUAAUGUUUUUAGAUCCUAGUGGUAGUAGGAGAUAACAAGUUUUUCUGUUUUGGUUGAUUUGGUAUCGAUGUUCAACUAAAGUGACUAUCUUCCUUUGUUAGUGUAAUUGUUCCUUAUUUAUAUAAUCUUGGCACGUCUUGUGCUUAGAUUAGAGAUUUUAAUAUAGAUUGCCUUGAGUUCAAUUUU